CACCCACCACAUAAAAUACAAUACACUCAUAAUUAUCUUCAUCGUCUUAGUUUUCAACACUUUUUUCUCGCAGGUUUUCUUUGAAUUUAAAAUCCAUGGCUUCCCUCAUCACAAAUGGUGUCUUUUCAAGCUUUUCAUCACAACCCAUCUCAGAAACACCCAAAAUCUCAAAAGGGUCUUCAUCAAAAUUUGAUUUUUCAUUCAUAUCAAACCCCAAUAAUCCAAGAUUCUUGAAACUCAAAGCUCAAUCCAAAACAACACUUGAAGGUAAUUCAAAUUCAUCAUCAUCAGCUGUUAUUGAUACUAAUAAUAAUAAUAAUGAUGACCCACUUCAGAAAUUCCUUAAAAGAGAUUAUAAAUGGGGAUUUAAUCAAGAAAUUGAUUCUUUUACAAUCCCUAAAGGCUUAUCUGAAGAAACUGUUAGGUUGAUUUCUUCAAGAAAAAAUGAACCUGAUUGGAUGCUUGAAUUUAGGCUUAAUGCUUAUCAUAAGUUUUGUCAAAUGACUGAACCUAAUUGGUCUGAUAAUGAUUACCCCAAGAUUGAUUUUCAGAAUAUUUGUUAUUAUUCCGAACCGAAAAAGAAACCGACUUUAAAUAGUCUUGAUGAAGCUGAUCCUGAGCUUAUUAAGUAUUUCGAUAAGUUGGGGAUUCCUUUAAAUGAAAAGAAAAGAUUGGCUAAUGUUGCUGUAGAUGCUGUUCUUGAUAGUGUUUCAAUUGCAACUACUCAUAGGAAAACUUUAGAGAAAUCCGGGGUUAUUUUUUGUUCUAUUUCCGAAGCUGUUAGGGAGUAUCCGGAUUUAGUUAAGAAGUAUUUAGGAAAAGUUGUUUCGAGUGAUGAUAAUUUUUAUGCUGCUUUGAAUUCGGCUGUGUUUAGUGAUGGAUCUUUUGUGUAUAUACCUAAGGACACGAAAUGCCCUAUGCAAAUUUCAACGUAUUUUAGGAUAAAUGCCAUGGAAACGGGUCAGUUUGAGCGUACGCUUAUUGUAGCAGAAGAUAGAAGUUUUGUCGAGUAUUUGGAAGGGUGUACUGCGCCUUCUUAUGACACGAAUCAGCUUCAUGCUGCUGUUGUGGAACUUUAUUGUAAUGAGGAGGCCGAGAUUAAGUACUCGACUGUGCAGAAUUGGUAUGCUGGUGAUGAGAAUGGACUUGGGGGGAUUUUUAAUUUUGUGACGAAACGGGGUCUUUGUGCUGGGAGAAAAUCCAAGAUUUCUUGGACCCAGGUGGAGACAGGGUCUGCGAUCACUUGGAAGUACCCGAGUGUUGUUUUGGAGGGUGAUGAUUCGGUUGGUGAGUUUUAUUCUGUUGCUUUGACUAAUAAUUAUCAACAGGCAGAUACGGGUACAAAGAUGAUUCAUAAGGGGAAGAAUACAAAAAGUAGGAUUAUUUCAAAGGGGAUUUCAGCUGGACAUUCAAGAAAUUGUUAUAGGGGUCUUGUUCAGGUUCAGUCACGAGCCGAAAAUGCUAGAAAUUCGUCUCAGUGUGAUUCGAUGCUUAUUGGUGACAAAGCGGCUGCUAACACUUACCCUUAUAUUCAGGCCAAAAACCCAUCUGCCCGUAUAGAACAUGAAGCAAGCACUUCAAAAAUUGGGGAAGACCAACUUUUUUACUUUCAGCAAAGAGGGAUUGACUAUGAGAGAGCCAUGGCUGCCAUGAUUUCUGGGUUUUGUAGGGAUGUCUUCAACGAGCUUCCUGAUGAAUUUGGUGCUGAAGUGAACCAGUUAAUGAGCUUAAAGCUUGAAAACUCGGUCGGGUAAAGAACAUGCAAAUUCCUCAAAAGGUUUCUACUCUAAUUCCUUUUUAGUGUUAUGAGUGUUCGAGGAGGGCCUUGUAACUCUAAUACGUGUAUAAAUGAAUCAGGUUCUAUACAUGUAAUGUAAUAUAAUGUAAUCCAUAUAAGAACAGUGUAGAAUGGUUUAUAUAUAUUUGGAGUGGAAGCCUUUUCAGGCUUGUUUUAUGACUACUGAAAUAAAAUCUGAUGUAUUUUCUUGUAA
Erigeron canadensis is the source of this 1991-nucleotide messenger RNA. RefSeq names its product UPF0051 protein ABCI8, chloroplastic. The record is from RefSeq and is a predicted model, not a curated record. The transcript has 2 exons. The coding region runs from base 96 to 1754 and encodes 552 amino acids. Lineage: Eukaryota; Viridiplantae; Streptophyta; Magnoliopsida; Asterales; Asteraceae. Gene Ontology annotation, biological process: iron-sulfur cluster assembly.